This is a messenger RNA of Nematolebias whitei (Rio pearlfish), 304 nucleotides long. Its product is annotated as FRAS1-related extracellular matrix protein 2-like. Gene Ontology annotation, cellular component: membrane. NCBI's taxonomy places the organism in Eukaryota, Metazoa, Chordata, Actinopteri, Cyprinodontiformes, Rivulidae. Gene Ontology annotation, biological process: cell communication. The record is from RefSeq and is a predicted model, not a curated record. The coding region runs from base 17 to 304 and encodes 95 amino acids. The transcript is spliced from 2 exons.
UGCAAGUCAGGAACUUAUGGUAGUUUGUUACACUCAGCAAGGCACAGCCACUGGCACCGUCCCCACCACUGUCCUGUCCUACUCUGACUACAUUACUCGACCCAAGGACCACACCAGUGUGCUGUACUUCGAUAAAGACGAACGAGAAAAAAUCUGCCGCGUCAUCAUUAUUGAUGAUUCCUUAUAUGAGGAGGAGGAAAGCUUCAAUGUCAGCCUCAGUUUGCCCAUGGGUGGGCAGGUGGGACCCCAUUUCCCCUCUGCCAAAGUCAUUAUUUUGGAAGAUAGCGAUGAUGGUGAGUGGUAG